GACCGCGAACAUCAUGUUCGAAGACGACCUGCAAGACGAUGUUCCCCCGCCUGCGUACGAGGCGUCGCAGCAGGAACUAGAUCGUAAAAUAUCACUGGCGGUACAGCAGUCGUUGUCGAUUUCCCAGGGCGCACUGGGCGCCGUUGACGGCGAGGAGGUUUGGGAGGAGUGGGACGAAGCUGCAUUCGAGGCUGCUGCCGCGCGAGGUGCUGCUCAGACUGUAGGUGCCGGUCCCUCUUCACCGGUGUCACCGACGAGGGCGUCGGCGCCGGGUACUGGUGAAAGUGGCGGCGGAUCCGGUGCCUCCUCCUCUGCCAUCCAGCCCCUGCGCAUCGUGAAGAAGAAGAAAACUCCUUCAAUAUCCUCGGCUGCAGAGGAGAAGCGCAAGCUUGCGCUCGUUGUGCGGAAUGAGGAGCGCCAGCCUUCUGCGCCGAGUUACCAGUCGAGUCGGUCGGGUUCGUCUGUUCAUGAUCGCUCGGUACACGAAGUACCUGAGGACGACGACUAUGAUGUCCGUUCAAUCCCUCCACCUCCAUUUGCCCCUGCACCUAGGGUGCAGGAUGUAGCCUGGCGGGACACGGAUUCGAGGAUAGCAUCCCCGUUGUCUUCCCCAAGACUGGAACCGUCCGGUUGGCAGGCCCAUGGACCCGCGAACACGCAGGUCCGACCCUUCAGUUUGUCUCCCUCACCAGGACCAGAGGGCUCGUCAUCCUCUCAGGGUCUGGCUACCCCGAGAAGGCCAUAUAACAGACCGAGUCCUAGGCCUUCGACGAGUUACACGCCCUCGUCGAGGGGAUCGGUCUGGAACUCCCCGGCACCUCUAGUAGAUUUCAACCCUGCUGUGGCCUAUACCAAGGCCAGUACAUUUGGCAAGGUGCCUAUGGAGGAGGAACCGUUCGCCACGGGUGUGAAUGCAGCCUCGCUCUACAAGUCGGCUGUCCAAGCCCAUAUGUCACCAGCGCAGCCCACCCCGCGCAGGAAAUCCGUCGGUCAGACCAACCGCUCGUCGUCGGCAUCAAUAUACGGCGAACCAACCAAUUUCCCAUUUACACCCAACAGGCUGGAGCCGUUAAGACCGCAAUCCAUGCUCCCGACGCCUUCACAAUACCCUUCAUACCCAGUUAACACCCCGCCCCCACCCCGGCCGCAUCUGAACGCUGCCAAUACCCAGGACUUUUACGGUCAUCCACAAAUGCAGCAUAGCCGUCAGAGCUUCCAGCAUUCAUUGCCUGUGACAGUCGCUGGGCCGAACCGAUGGGCGGUGUCUGAGGUUGAUAUCAAUCGUGAUAUUUAUCAUUGA
Gloeophyllum trabeum ATCC 11539 is the source of this 1300-nucleotide messenger RNA. RefSeq lists its product as uncharacterized. The record is from RefSeq and is a predicted model, not a curated record. Lineage: Eukaryota; Fungi; Basidiomycota; Agaricomycetes; Gloeophyllales; Gloeophyllaceae. The transcript is spliced from 3 exons. Bases 14 to 1300 code for a protein of 428 amino acids.